This is a messenger RNA of Vitis riparia (riverbank grape), 774 nucleotides long. Its product is annotated as histone H3.3. Gene Ontology annotation, cellular component: nucleosome. The record is from RefSeq and is a predicted model, not a curated record. Gene Ontology annotation, molecular function: protein heterodimerization activity; structural constituent of chromatin; DNA binding. The transcript has 5 exons. The coding region runs from base 147 to 557 and encodes 136 amino acids. NCBI's taxonomy places the organism in Eukaryota, Viridiplantae, Streptophyta, Magnoliopsida, Vitales, Vitaceae.
AGGCCUCGGUUUCCUAAUAAGCACCGACUUAAUCUCUCUAUAUAAACCUCCCGUUAUCAGCCCGUUGAUUAUUCUUGCAUCAGGUACCCUAAUCUCCUUAAGAUUUUGUGAUUUCCCCAAUUCUUUGUCGUCUAUUGUGAAGCGAAAUGGCUCGUACGAAGCAAACUGCUCGCAAAUCAACUGGUGGGAAGGCCCCAAGGAAGCAGCUCGCUACAAAGGCUGCAAGGAAGUCUGCCCCAACGACCGGUGGAGUCAAGAAACCCCAUCGUUAUCGUCCCGGAACUGUCGCCCUCCGUGAAAUCCGUAAAUACCAGAAGAGUACCGAACUCUUGAUCCGCAAGCUUCCUUUCCAGCGCCUUGUCCGUGAAAUCGCUCAAGAUUUUAAGACGGACUUGAGGUUUCAGAGUCACGCAGUUCUUGCGCUUCAGGAGGCCGCAGAAGCAUAUCUUGUGGGGCUGUUUGAGGACACCAACCUCUGCGCUAUCCAUGCCAAGAGGGUGACAAUCAUGCCCAAGGACAUCCAACUGGCCAGGCGAAUCCGUGGCGAACGUGCUUGAUUGUUAAAUUUAUUUUUCUUAGCAAUGUUUAAACAAAAUAGCCAGUUAAAUCUGUAUAUAGGGUUUGCUGAACAACAUUUUGUUUUUUAGUUUAGUAUUAUCAUGUUCACAAUCCUCUGAGACUGCUUGUUUCAGUAAUUCAUAGUUCGUUUCCUUUAAAUAACUUUAAUUAAUAUGUAUUUUUGUUCGGCAGUUCAUAAUAUUUUUGUUUAGAUCA